Messenger RNA from Umbelopsis ramanniana AG, 1247 nucleotides. RefSeq lists its product as uncharacterized. The transcript has a single exon. The record is from RefSeq and is a predicted model, not a curated record. Lineage: Eukaryota; Fungi; Mucoromycota; Umbelopsidomycetes; Umbelopsidales; Umbelopsidaceae. The coding region runs from base 26 to 1177 and encodes 383 amino acids.
AACACACAAGCUUACCCCAUUUUUAAUGGCAUCCACGUUCACCGAGUAUGUAUCUACUGACGGCUCACCUUGGUUGCUCGUAGGAGGAAGGGAAAAACCAGCAGAUAAGAUGCCGGAUCUGCAUCAAGACAAAAGAACCCCCCGAAAGUCAAUGGUACGCUCAAGGCGUAAGAAAGCUUCGUCCUCGAAGAUACAGGAGGGUAAAAUUCAUACUUCUGGCAACUCGGGCAUGGAUUUGAUGGAAUCUCAAAUAUCGACUGUGAUGGGUGCUAUCAACCUGGACGAUGACCAACCGAGUGAUGCAACGAGACUUGAAAAUAUACUACGAAACAUUUAUCAGCGGAUAGAGAAAUGGGCCAUGGACAUGAUAAGGAUUAGUCGCGAGCUGGACUUUGGACUUCUCGGCCUCAACGCCAUGGCAGACUGCAACAGGGUAAUGGCUAAACAAAUGCCGGCGCAAAACCUUACAGCCUAUUCGGAACGACUGCUUACAGAAGUCUUACCCAGUGUCAAAUGGAAGAGCGUCCUUCUUCGAUUAGUGUGUUAUGCUUAUGACCCAAAUAACCGGCCAAUCUCGUUCACUCGACUGUACAAUCUCAUGGUUGCUUGUGAAUUCUAUCGCGCUACGGAUUUGCUGCAAUCGGAAAUCACGUCGGCUAUGGCACCGACCAUCCGGCUCAUGCUAGACGGUCUUGUCCUUGACAGUCCCAACCUAUAUUCCUCAGACUACCAAAUGACACUUGAGUUGACCCGCGAUCUGAAGGAAAUGCUCCAGGCGCAAUACAACUGGGAUCCCAUUGAAGAGACAUUUUCCGGUCCGUUCGACUUGACGCGUUUCUGUGAAGAACUCUCACUGGCCUCCCAGCUGUUUCUUCCCCUCGACAUACAUCUUUCCCUAUGGCGAUACUCCCAAUACCAUCUUGACGUCAACUACUUUGAUCCGUAUUAUUGGCCGCUAAUUGAGUAUACGCUUGAAGGCGAAUCCGAACAAUCGAUCAUGCGUAAAAUCAUACAAGAGUCGUUCACUGGAUCCUCUUGCACCCUGGAAGAGGAGGGCAGGUCGAGUGGCGAAAGUGAGGCGUCCAGUCAUAUCUUUGAUUCAGCCACAGAGGUUUCCGGAGGUGCAGACAUCACAGAUAGUGACUGGAGCAUUGUGAAUGAUGAGCAACAAGCUUGAUAUGUAUUUCAUACCAAGAGCGAACACUUGCAUCCAAGGCAUUGUAUAUGAGCUGUUUUCCAAAAAGCGU